Medicago truncatula (barrel medic) is the source of this 1166-nucleotide messenger RNA. Its product is annotated as protein CHLORORESPIRATORY REDUCTION 6, chloroplastic. Lineage: Eukaryota; Viridiplantae; Streptophyta; Magnoliopsida; Fabales; Fabaceae. The transcript has 4 exons. The record is from RefSeq and is a predicted model, not a curated record. The coding region runs from base 124 to 861 and encodes 245 amino acids. Gene Ontology annotation, biological process: NAD(P)H dehydrogenase complex assembly. Gene Ontology annotation, cellular component: chloroplast.
AUAACGGAAGCAGGGGCAUUCGUAGAUAGAUAGAUAACAUAAGGCGUGAGACAUUCGUAGAUAGAUAAAGCAAUGAAACUGUAUUAACCGCUUCUGGCAGCUGAAAAGUGUAGAAACAAAUUAAUGGCUACUAGCACUACCAUUAGAUUCAGACCAUUGCUUCCACUUUCAUCUCCUUUGCCAAAACAAACCACUUCCCCUCUAACUUCAUUCCUUUCUCUUCCUAUUUCUCAUCAUCAACGUGGAAAUGUUGCUGUCUCUGUUGCCUUCAACCCACAAGGAAACUUCGAUGUCUCUUUAUUUGAUGAAGAUGACGAGUCUAAAGUUUCACCUCCUAUGCCUCCAACUGAAGGCCGAUUCGAAGUUGUAAUUGAUAAUGAUGCUAUUAGUCGCCUUGACUUAACCCCUUUUCAAGCUGCAACUGGCAUGAAAAAUCCUUUAUCUGUUAGACCACAAGAAUUUCUUGAGCGCUCAAUUGGCUUUACCAUCAACUAUACACGACCAGAUCCUCGCGAUCCUCGAGAGUUAUCAGAGUAUCCUGAUAUUAGGCUAUGGUUUGUGAGACUUGAUGCUGCUUAUCCAUGGUUGCCAGUUUUGUUAGAUUGGAGAGCUGGAGAGCUAGCUCGGUAUGCUGCUAUGUUAGUUCCACAUCAGAUGAAUAUGAAAAUGGGAGUUGUUUUUAAUCCAGAAGCAUUGGAACUGUUUGUUAUGAAUAAAGUUUUUAUUGUAUAUUCAUGGUUGAAGCAUCACAACAUUCCCAAACCUGAAUUAAAGGCAAAUAAUAUGGCAAGAAUGCUUGGUUUUGGAAUUGGAAGUGAACUAUACGACUUAGUCGAGAAUCAUCCACUUGAUCUAGAGUAAAUACCUAAAUUGAUUCUUGAAAUUGUAGGACUAUCAAAUUAGUACCCUAAUGAUCCAAUGUACGACGAAGUGUAUCAGUAUAUUAAGAGCAACUAGACUUGUAAAGAAGCAAUGAGAUUAGCAGAACACAAGGGGGUCAUUAAAAACGGAGGCUAAUAAUUGAGUUUUUGAAACUUGAUGGAAGUCAUGUCAUGCUAAGGAUUUGUUUAUUUAUUGGUCAUAGUUCCCUGCUAUAUGCAAUGUUCAUGUACAUUUAUCAGUAUUGUUAUUUAUUUAGUACAAAUAUUUUCACUCACGAAUAUAAA